ACAUAUGUUAGAUGAACGACAAUCAGGGGUUCCGUUCGUUCAGUUUAUUUAGUGGGUUUUGGCCGUGCAAAUAAUAAAUUUGCCAAAUAUAAAUUAUAUUCAACUUUAUUAACCACUAUUCAACAAUAGCAGACGAUCGCAAGCAGGGUGAAAAACGCCAACAACAACAAGAACCAACCAACGUCGACGACGACUAACACGACGACAACAGAGACACAACAGCAACAACAACAAAAACAACACCUGCUGCAAAAUGGAGGCAGAGGGUCUGACAAAUGAACAAACGGAUAAGGUGCUCCAAUUUCAGGACUUGACUGGCAUCGAGGAUAUGAACAUAUGUCGCGACAUACUAAUACGCCAUCAAUGGGAUCUCGAGGUGGCCUUCCAGGAACAGAUGAACAUACGCGAGGGUCGUCCCACAAUGCUGACAGCAUCGUCCGAUGUGCGUGCACCGACCGUCAUCAAUGAUCGUUUCCUGCAACAGAUCUACUCAGCGAAUAUGCCCGGCGGCCGAAUAGCGAGGCGGGUACGGUCCAAUGCCGAGCCAAUGCCGCGCAGUCUUACCGGCAUCUUAGGCUAUGUGAUCAAUUUUGUGUUCCAAUAUUUCUACUCAACACUGUCGGGCAUUGUGCGUGCAUUUAUCAACAUUGGCGGCGGCAAUGAGCCGCGCCUCGUCACAGAUCCACUCGCCGAUGUGAUGAAAUUUAUACGCGAGUAUUACGAAAGAUAUCCGGAGCAUCCGGUAUUCUAUCAGGGCACCUAUGCCCAGGCCCUGAACGAUGCCAAGCAGGAGUUGCGUUUUUUGCUCGUCUAUCUGCACAAGGAUCCCAGUCGCAAUCCAGAUGUUGAAUCGUUUUGCCGUGAAACCCUCUCCUCCAGAUCGGUCAUCGAUUAUAUUAGCGCCAAUACGUUGCUUUGGGGCUGUGAUGUCUCCACGCCGGAGGGCUAUCGGGUGAUGCAAUCGAUAACGGUGCGCACCUAUCCACUGAUGGUGAUGAUUAGUCUGCGGGCGAAUCGAAUGAUUAUCGUUGGCAGUUUCGAGGGUGAUUGCACAGCGGAGGAGCUGCUGCGACGCCUCCAAUCGGUCAUCUCGGCGAACGAGGUGUGGCUGAGUCAGGCACGUGCCGAUCGCCUGGAGCGCAAUUUCACACAGACCCUGCGACGCCAACAGGAUGAGGCCUACGAGCAGAGUCUGCUCGCCGACGAGGAGAAGGAGCGUCAGCGUCAACGCGAACGCGACGUCGCCCGGCAACUGAUCGCGGCCGAGGAGCAGGCCCGCCGUGAUAUCGAAUUGCGGAAGGAGGAGAUUGCUCGACUCAAAAUUGAGCUGGUCAAUCAGGUGCCGAGCGAACCGGCUGUCAAUGCCGAGGAUGCCAUUGCCGUUGUAUUUAAGCUGCCCAGCGGCACGCGUCUCGAACGGCGCUUUCAGCAAACAAAUUCCAUUUUGGAUGUAUACCAUUUUCUGUUCUGCCAUCCCGAAUCGCCGGAUGAAUUCGAAAUCACAACGAAUUUUCCCAAGCGUGUUUUAUAUUCCAAGGCAGCGGUGGAUGCCGCCGAGGGAUCGGCAAACGAGAUCGUUAAUAAAACCCUUAAGGAAGUUGGCCUGAAGAAUCGAGAGGUGCUCUUUGUCAAUGAUCUGGAGGCGUAACCAAGUUCUACCACCAAAAUAGAAUUGAAGCAACACCCAAGCAAAAUAAAAACGAUAAACAUUGUUUUACCAACUAAACAAAAACUAAAAACAAAACAAAAAAAUCAAAAAUCAAAAAAUGCAUUACCAAAAAACUUGAACCAAGUUUGAAGGAAGAGUAGUCGGUAGUCGGUAGUCCUUACGUCCAAAACUUAUGUGGCUGUAGUUGGGAGGUUAAAAAUACACACAAGAAAUAUUCCUAACUGA
Messenger RNA from Drosophila grimshawi, 1894 nucleotides. RefSeq names its product FAS-associated factor 2 (gene Faf2). The record is from RefSeq and is a predicted model, not a curated record. NCBI's taxonomy places the organism in Eukaryota, Metazoa, Arthropoda, Insecta, Diptera, Drosophilidae. Gene Ontology annotation, cellular component: endoplasmic reticulum. The transcript is spliced from 3 exons. The coding region runs from base 254 to 1648 and encodes 464 amino acids. Gene Ontology annotation, molecular function: ubiquitin binding.